AAGAUUUUCCCUUCCUUAUCUGUGUCUUUUUCAUUUUUUCCCUCUGUAUUUUAUUGGCCUAGAGGAAAAAAAUUGGAAAAUUGAAAGUGGGUCCUACAUGAAACUAUAUGGAAGAGCAUGGAACCAAAAUUCCACAACUAAACGUGGCUUACUUCACGCCCCCGACUACUUUUGCUUCAGUUUUUGGGUGCUUUGCUUUGUUUCGCUCUCUUAUCUCUCUUAAGAAAAAAAAAAACCUUGAUUAGUGUCUAAAACAGUAACGGAUUACCAACUUUUCCUCUUAACAAAGGAAAAAAAAAAAAAACAGUGCUUGGAACCUUGUAUGGUUUGCAUCUUCCUUUUGCUCUUUCUCACAGGCACAAAGCUGCCUUUUUAUUAUCUUGAUUGGGUGGUUAUUCUUUGCUUGGAGUUUUAAGCUCUUGGUUAAUGGGUGUUUAAGUUUUUACUUUAUUGGGAAUCAGCUGUUGCUUCUUAUCUUUGCUGGUUUGGCUUGUCUAUUGGAUUGGGGUGCUUGAUCUUUGUUCCUUGGAUCCAUUUUUUGAGCUUUCUAGUGAAGUACAAAUUGGAAAGUUAGAGGUGUAUAAAGUGUGGUUGCUGUCUGCUGUCUGCUGUCAUACUCACAUCAACCGUUUCAAGGUAGAAAAUGGAAAUGAGACUUGCACAUCAUUAAUGCAGUAUAUGAAUCAGAGAAAGAAGAUGGACAACAGAUUUGUUAAUGGUCAGAAAUAUGACCAAGGGAAAGAAGAUUCACUGCAAAACUUGGAGAAUAACAAGGAUAUAUCAAGAGACAACGGAAUGUGUUAUUCUGAAUUAAAAUUGAAAAAGCUGGCAAGAAGGGUAAAUCCACAGCAUGCUCUGAUAUUAAAUGUCAAAAGAUUACAAGCCGGAAAAAGUCUUACAAAGGAUUCAUUCCUUUGGAGUAUUUUUGGCAUAGGCAACAAAGUUCCCAGGCAUGUGGUUACUCUAGAUGAGAAAUAUCUUCGUUGUUGCCUGGAAUUGAUUCAUAUAAGUGCAGCAAAAGCAGCCAGAUGCAACAUCUCUGUGAACUUGAGCUCUGCAAAGAUGGGCAUUUUAUCUGAUGGCCUGAAUUCAGCUAAAAUCACUGAUGAAAAAACAUGUGAUUUGCGCAGGUUUGUUUUUGAAUGUCCACUGGCAGUUGGGACGGGCAGUGUAGUCAUUGGUUCUGCUGGACAGUGGGUUGUAGGUUCAAUAAUGGGCAGCAGAAGUAUGGCAAAUAUAUUGAAGAGCCCAUUGUUACGGAAAAUGGGUGCAUUGGAUGUCAAUGCAAGUUUGAAUGAUGUUAAAGGAUCAAUGAGUUAUGAUGUCAUGAGCUCUCCUGGUGGUUUCAGUUAUUAUUCCGCACAUAAGCUAGGAAGUGAAACACCCAUUUCAGAAAAUCUGAAAUAUGGAUCCGAGACUGUUCAUAAAAGGCUUGUUUCUGUGUCAAGUACAAACUCAACAUGCUCUGAUCAGUCCAUUUCUUCUACUUCUACGACAAUAUCUCAGGGAAUGCUUCAAUGUACAUGGAAGGGUGGGAUUCCACAUUUUGUUUUCUCCCUGGAUAAUCAGAGGGAGAUCUAUGUAGCCAAUUUGUCAAAGGAAGGAUCAGCUUGCAAUAAGGGUCUAGACUAUACGUACUUGUUCCAUUCAAGCAAGGGUAGCCACAAGGACCAUGGGAUACGUGAUAAUGAGUCUCACCUUGUUGGUAAGAUGAAGGUAUCUACAUCUUUCUCAAUUGGCCCCCAAGAUUCUAAAAUCAUGGAGACUGAGUUUGUUUUGUUUAGUGGUAAUGAAACUUUUAGUGGGGAGAUGCAAACUCCGAGCAAUAACCACAGGAAGAAUAAGGGUCUAUCUAAAAAGGUGGCAGAAGUAUUCAAGAGCGGUCACUCAUCCAAGCAGAGAACAGUGUCUAGAUUUCUUCAAUCAAGUUCCAUAAUGGAAGAUUCUUCUUGGGACCCAUGCCAAGAUGCAGUCAACAAUCGUGAUGCACUAGGUGGGACAAAUCUUUUAGAGGAACAGCUUCCACCAAAUCUUGAAUUGGCUGCCAUUGUCGUGAGGGACCAUUUCCCUGAGAAUCCUCAGCAGGAAGUUGGAGGUUGGGGCUUAAAGUUUCUCAAGAAAGCUGGGGUUAAGCAAACCGUUGACACUUUGGAAGCCCCAGUUCCUUCUACUUGUGCUCGUGAUUCCGGUGAUUGCUCAACAAGUAUGGAUAUUCUAGUUCCAGCAGGUAUUCACGGUGGCCCUAGAACCAGAAAUGGUGGCCCCUCUAGUCUUAUUGAAAGAUGGAGAUCUGGUGGACAUUGUGACUGUGGUGGCUGGGACUUGGGCUGUCCGCUGAAGGUACUUAAAGCCAGAUCAAGUAAAGAAGGAGGUUUACCUCCAACAGAUAUGUCUGAGGCAUGCAAGUUACUUGAUUUUUUCAUUCAGGGUUCAGAGCAUGGUUCUCCAACCUUAAGGAUAGCAAAUGUUCAUGAUGGCCUGUAUUUUAUUCAUUUUCAAUCAACACUCUCAGCUCUGCAGUCUUUCUCAAUUGCAGUUGCGUACAUCCAUACUCAAAGUCCCACUCUCCGACCUAAAAAUGUACAGCAGUUGAGGAAAUAAAAUCUUAUAGCAGGCUCUUGGUCAUGAUAAGCUGGUUUUCGUCUCAUACAGAGAUGUUUCUUACCAUAAUAUCAUGAAUGUGCAUUGUGCAAAUUGAUCACAGAUAAGACUAAGUCAUUGGUUCCUCCAUUGGGAAUGGUUUGAACACAUCGGCUGGAAAUAUACCAUUCUGUGAAAAUAUGAAAGACUUUAACUUGCUGCCAAGGUUUGGAGCCUUUGCCUUGGAUCUGUAUAUUACUCUUCAUGACAUGGUGCCAGGUAUCUCUCUUCUUUGACUAAAAUGUAGGAAAGUUUUCACUUGCCUUCUAUGUUCAUACUGAAUUGAUUAAAAAGUAUAUAGUCUACUAUGUUGUAGAACAUCUAGUGAUUACUUAGUUGUGAGUGAUCGUGACUGUUAUUUUUUUACCCACAGAAGUGCACAAAACAUUUGGAAUCCUAUGCUGUCUCCUUGCUUUGCUAGGUGACUAUCAUUGAGUAUAUUUUCUUUUGACUUUAUAGCACCCAUUAACUUCAGCUGAUGGCAGGUAGUACCCAGAAGAAAAGAUUGAGGCAGGUGGUGCCUGGUUAACAUGGUCUUACUAACCCUGAAAGAGAUAGGAGAUCCUUUUCUCCCUCACAAUGCAAACAGCUCAAUCAGAAGCUCACAAGAUGCUUCAAUAUGUUUUUUGAAACCAUUCUAUGGUGAAGGCGAUUAAUGCUAAUAAAUACAGAUGCACUUUUCCUUUCUCUGUCUCGUCUUUACUAUGGAGCAUGGAAAUAGUCAAAACACAUUGAUGAACUACUCCAGGAGCAUACUAACAGUUCAACUUUUUGGAAAGUCCUUCCACUGAAGGGGUUACCAUACCUAUUCCCAAGCAGUGGUGAACUACUGAAUGAACAUAGUGAGGCUGUUAAUGAAUUCCAUGAAAGCUCAUCUUAUAUUUAUACAAGACUUUUUUUGGAUCUGUUUCCCUUUCAAUCCUGUUCACUGCGAAAUCAAACAGAAUUCUUAUGUUGCUGAAAUUGUUGAUGAAACACACAAGUUACUUGAGAUUGUAAACUGAAGCUGUCAUCUUAUAUUUCUGGUGUGUGUUUAGCCCACUUAUUCUGUUA
Messenger RNA from Theobroma umbraticum, 3693 nucleotides. RefSeq names its product cadherin EGF LAG seven-pass G-type receptor, putative (DUF3527). Lineage: Eukaryota; Viridiplantae; Streptophyta; Magnoliopsida; Malvales; Malvaceae. The record is from RefSeq and is a predicted model, not a curated record.